Molecule: messenger RNA, 1659 nt
Organism: Budorcas taxicolor (takin)
Lineage: Eukaryota; Metazoa; Chordata; Mammalia; Artiodactyla; Bovidae
Gene: NEFL
Product: neurofilament light chain
Exons: 4
Coding region: 1-1659 (552 amino acids)
Biological process (GO): neurofilament bundle assembly
Cellular component (GO): intermediate filament; cytoplasm; postsynaptic intermediate filament cytoskeleton
Molecular function (GO): structural constituent of postsynaptic intermediate filament cytoskeleton
Source: RefSeq, a predicted model, not a curated record
AUGAGUUCCUUCAGCUACGAGCCGUACUACUCGACUUCCUACAAACGGCGCUAUGUGGAGACGCCCCGGGUGCACAUCUCCAGCGUCCGCAGCGGCUACAGCACCGCGCGCUCCGCUUACUCCAGCUACUCCGCGCCCGUCUCCUCCUCGCUAUCCGUGCGGCGCAGCUACUCCUCCAGCUCCGGUUCCUUGAUGCCCAGCCUCGAGAGCCUCGACCUGAGCCAGGUCGCCGCCAUCAGCAACGACCUCAAGUCGAUCCGCACCCAGGAGAAGGCGCAGCUGCAGGACCUCAACGACCGUUUCGCCAGCUUCAUCGAGCGCGUGCACGAGCUGGAGCAGCAGAACAAGGUCCUGGAAGCCGAGCUGCUGGUGCUGCGCCAGAAGCACUCCGAGCCCUCCCGCUUCCGGGCGCUCUACGAGCAGGAGAUCCGCGAUCUCCGCCUGGCAGCGGAAGACGCCACCAACGAGAAGCAGGCACUCCAGGGUGAGCGCGAGGGGCUGGAGGAGACUCUGCGCAGCCUGCAGGCGCGCUACGAAGAGGAGGUGCUGAGCCGUGAGGACGCCGAGGGCCGGCUGAUGGAAGCGCGCAAAGGGGCCGACGAGGCGGCUCUCGCCCGCGCCGAGCUCGAAAAGCGCAUAGACAGCCUGAUGGACGAAAUCGCCUUUCUGAAGAAAGUGCACGAAGAGGAGAUCGCCGAGCUGCAGGCACAGAUCCAGUAUGCACAGAUCUCCGUGGAGAUGGACGUGUCCUCCAAGCCCGACCUCUCCGCCGCGCUCAAGGACAUCCGCGCCCAGUAUGAGAAGCUGGCAGCCAAGAACAUGCAGAAUGCAGAAGAAUGGUUCAAGAGCCGCUUCACCGUGCUGACCGAGAGCGCCGCCAAGAACACCGAUGCUGUGCGCGCCGCCAAGGACGAGGUGUCCGAGAGCCGCCGCCUGCUUAAGGCCAAGACCCUGGAGAUCGAAGCAUGCCGGGGCAUGAACGAAGCGCUGGAGAAGCAAUUGCAGGAGCUAGAGGACAAACAGAACGCCGACAUUAGCGCUAUGCAGGACACAAUCAACAAAUUGGAAAAUGAAUUGAGAACCACAAAGAGUGAAAUGGCAAGAUACCUCAAGGAAUACCAAGACCUCCUUAAUGUCAAGAUGGCUUUGGACAUUGAGAUUGCAGCUUACAGGAAACUCUUGGAAGGUGAGGAGACCCGGCUCAGUUUCACCAGUGUGGGCAGCCUAACCACCGGCUACACCCAGAGCUCCCAGGUCUUCGGCCGAUCUGCCUAUGGAGGUUUGCAGACCAGCUCCUAUUUGAUGUCUGCCCGCUCCUUCCCGUCCUACUACACCAGCCACGUCCAAGAGGAGCAGAUAGAGGUGGAGGAGACCAUCGAGGCUGCUAAAGCUGAGGAAGCCAAGGACGAGCCCCCCUCUGAAGGAGAAGCAGAAGAAGAGGAGAAGGAGAAGGAAGAGGCUGAGGCUGAGGCUGAGGCUGAGGCUGAGGAAGAGGAGGGAGCCCAAGAGGAAGAAGCUGCCAAGGAAGAUGCUGAGGAAGCAAAGGAGGAAGAAGAAGGAGGUGAAGGCGAAGAAGCAGAAGAAACCAAAGAAGCAGAGGAGGAAGAGAAAAAAGAUGAAGGUGCUGGGGAGGAGCAAGCCUCUAAGAAGAAAGAUUGA